GCCUGGCAUUAUUUUAGUGUGCUUCCUAAUAUUCCAGUGUCUCAUGUGCAAGUGGAAUCAGCAGUUGCCAUUUUACAUCAGUCCACUGCUGUGAUCUAGGCUCAGAUCUGGUCUUUGCAUCGUUCUGUUCAUUCGUUAGUGAUCUAAUGUAAUGAUGCUUUAGUGACUUGCCUAGGAGGCAAGAGCUUAAUUACAGUCUUGUAGAUGUGACGUGGGGAACUGCAAUAGGUCACCAAACACAUAAUGUGAGACUGCUGACAAAUUACCAAAUAUCUUACGCUACAUCUAAAAUUGCAAGGAUGAAGUAUUUUGAAAUGGCGUGAAUAGUCCCUCAUUUUUUGUUUGUCUAGACCCAGGGACAUAUUUCAGUAUGCUUCACAUCCCUACCCGUACCACCUGCUGAUCCCUCUGGUGGUAGCCAAGAUGUGCUUUGGUCUGAGCCUGGCACAGGGACAGUUUAGAUGGACCCUUGAGUGUCCAUGCUGGUGCUGGGACCAUGGGGAAUAAUGGGAAUAAAGCCAGAGCUGUAGUAUGCAAAAUGUUGCUGCAAAGUAUUGGAUGGAACAAGCACAUAGAAGGAAGGAAAGACAAGGGCAAAGAAUACUGAAAUGUAUGCCAAAAAUGGGUAUGGUUGCUUUAGAUCUAAAGACAAGCCUGCAUAGUUUUUUCUGGGUUUAAAUUUUGAAAGGGUUAGGGGCCAUAGUAGGAGUCCUGUACCUGAUUAUCACCCAGAACGAGAGUGGGGAGACUUCAUUUGUGCAAAGAGGACACUAUUUAAGAUUUCACUGUGAUUAAUAGACAUAAACUAGUUGAAAAUCUGAAGGUGAAAAGCAAUCAAAAUGAAAUAUAACAGGAGACAGCAGAGUUAAUGAUUCAAAGGAAAGAAAGAGAUUAAAGAAGGAGAAUAACAACAGUGGGCUUCAAAAAAUCAAACUUCAAUGAACUCAAGGAAUUGGCACAUAAAGUUCUAGGGAUGGGAUUCUAAGGCAAAGAGGAGUUCAGAAAUGCUGAGGGUUUCUAAGACCAACCGUAUUUUAAGUAUAACAACAGUCUAUCCUCAUGAAAAGGAAAGAAAACUGAUAGAGCGGUGUGGCUGCAUUAGGGGCUCAUCAACGACCAGAAUAAAAUCAAAGAAUACAGAAAAAUAGUAGGAACAAGAAGGCUGCAUUUGCACGGACAAAUAUAAAAGAACGCCACAGCAGGUUAGGAGCAAACCUGGACAGACAAAAUGCUAUUGCCAGCAAGAGAAAUGCAAAGCAACAAAAAAUGAUUUCUUAAAUAGUUUUCUAUUGUACUCUGCUUACAAGGAGAGGUGAAUAAAUAUCAGAUGGUGUGAAAGUCGGAAGUGCUUGCUUUUUCUCUCCCUGCCCUCUAAACAAUGUGUAUCAUGAUCAAAGUUAACGAGGAAAUGGGAAUGCAGGUCAUAAUGGAAAACCUUCAAGCUAAUUAGAUGUAUUAGAACAUGAAAUCCUGAUUAAAUCUGUUCUGUAAUAAUGAGGAACAAAACUGAAAUAAUCUUGGAAUUAUUUUAUUUUUUAUUAAGGAAGAAUGAGCAAGUUCCCAGGAAAACAAAAAAUAGCAUAUCAAAAGUGAGCAAGAGCACAGGAACGAAUGGAAAUGCAAUAUACAUAGAAUAACUUGGGGAACCAGCCAGGUGAACUUUGAUACUAGAAGAGUUACUAAAAAAGCUGUCUAAAAAUCUACAAUCAUGGAGACUAAUUUAAAAGGCUAACAUGCAUUUGUCCGUAAAGGUCUCCUUUGUCAGGGUAACUGUUCCAAUAGAUAGACAAUACACUGUUUUGUUUUUGUUAGAAUAAAUAAACCCCUUAACAACAGAUCCAUGUGAUCUGAUUAUAUAUUAGGUUGCUAAGAUCCAGAUGAUGGUACUGUGAGGUGCAUACACAACUAGUUAAUAAAUCAUUUCAAAGGGUAAUUACUAGUGUUUGUUAAAUUUUGAAGGUAAAGUGAGUGGGAUGUAGUAGGGAUAGGAGUACCCAUAUGUUAUGAGCAAAAAGUAGGUGCAGAUCACUCAGGGAUGAGGUUCAACUCUCAGUAGGUGAAAGCUUUAGUUUUAUCAAAAGCAUAGAAUUGCCGCAGUGGGAAUCCCAGGGCACCUACGCUGAUCAAAUGGGGACCAGUGGAGCCCAGAAGGGAGUGAAGCUCAAGGGAAAGCACCACAGGGGUGAGUAAUAAAAUCUGAGCUGAUUAACGUAUCACAAAUAUGUAGUGUCCUGUUUUGCUCAUUAGUGAACUCAUGUAAUGCCAGUGGUGGUGUCUGAAUUCAGAGAUCUGCAUCUUGGUGCUCGUGCAGGGGUAUGUGUAGAUGGGGGCAAAAGUGAACUGUCCUGGCUUACCAUCACAAUGAGAUAAGACGUGCUUGUGACUCUAGGCAUUUGGAUGGGAAGAAGUGAAAAAUCCUAGGUUUCCAGAACAACGAGAUGUGCUUGGGACACUGUGUCUGCUGAGGGAGGGAAUCCAUCCUGGGUUACCAUAACAAAGUCUUCUCAUGCCCUACACCUGAUUAUUACAAGUGAGGUCUGGAUCCAGUGGUGUUUGGGAAUUUUACUAAUGAAAUACACGGUGGGAUGGAAAGCACACUGACACAAUAUGCAAGAUUAGAACUCACAAUAAUUGUAAUGACGGUUUAAAUUUAAGCUCUAAGUCUUACAUUUCUAAAGGAUAAAUAUAAAACUAAACUGCAGAACUUCAGAAAAAAACUCAGAGGACUGUAAUGGACACGAACUGAAUAUGGUUCCAUGUGUACAGUUUUCUAAAAGAAACAAAAAAAAUUGGGGGGGAUGACCUGAGGUGUAUCCUCAGAGAGCCAUCUAUGACAGAAGGUAAUUAUUUUGCUCUGUUUGGCACUUCUGAAGCAUCAACAGGAAUAUUUUGCCAUCUAGGCACUGCAUUUAUGAUACAUACAGAAAAAAAUUUCAAAAGAGAAUAGAGGACCAUAACAAAAAUAUGUUUAGAAUGCAUAAACAAAGAUGGAAAAAAUUGGACUUAUGUAGAUAAGAUUAGAUUUAGCAAGACUGUGUGAAAUGUUGCUGUAGAAAGUUGUAGCUAUAGAGUUUUCUCUAUGCUCUAUGAAGCUUAGGUGAAGCAGUAUUACUUAAAGGUGAUUCUGUUUCAGUUUUUACAUUGGGAAGCUUCAUGUGGAGCACUGGAAUAAGUUACUGAUCUGUAACACACUUAAAGGAUCCCCUUUCCUGUAAAUUUGUAACAGCGGUUCGAAUAAAACUGUCAAGCACCCAGGCCCACUUGGUCCCAUCCUUGGAAAAGGAGAGGGACUCGACAGUGAUCUUCAGUCCCUCUGUGUUCUCCAUACAAUAGAUUGGACGGAAACUCAAAUAGUUACCUGUAAUCAGGGAAUGAUAUUAAUUAGGUUAUUAAUUUCGUUGUAUUCCAGUCACUAUAAUUUUCGAGGUUUUAUUUACAUUUUUCCACUGAUACAUAGCAAAAGAGUAGAUGCUGCCAGGGUGUGCAUUACUUGAACUUCCAGAAAAGUCAUCCUGAAUUUACGUUACAUACAUAUGCUAAUGCAGAGGAAAAGAGCCAUCGUUCUAAAAGCAGCAGAGGGGUAAAAGCCCACCGUACACAUCUCUGUGUUGAGGCAGGGUGGACAGCAGGUCCUGCCAGCUGUCUUAGCUGCCCAGAACUGGGUAUUAUAAAUAGCUGAAGGUAUUUAAAAGACCAGUGGAUGUGGCAGUGAGGGACAUGGUUUAGUGGCGGACUUGGCGGUGUUAUGUUUGUGGUUGAAUUUGGUGAUCUUAAAGGUCUUUUCCAACCUAAAUGAUUCUCUGAUUCUGUCACUGCCUCAGCUAAACUUCUGCAACCUUUUCCCUUCUUUUGUUGAGCAGUUUCCUGGAUGUGAUGUCUCGGUACAACCAGGAGAUGGCAGAAGAGACCCUCGCAGCCUUUUAGCUGUGCGUGUCCCACGAUCAGCAAAGGUACCGGGGAAACAGAAAGGCCUUCCGCGCCUCUGCCUGAAAUCUGCCCAUUAGAAACAAGUGAACGCGAAAUGGCAGAGGCUUUUUAUAUUCCUUUUCUUUCCAAAACGAACAUAUGUUUACAUUCAGCUGCUUCCUUUAAUCUUUCAGAGAAACGCCUGGACAAAUGACUUCAUAAUUUUAAAUCUUCGUUACCUUCUGUUGAUGUGUAAUGCACUGAUUUGUGUGAAACCUCCCUCAGGAAGGACCCGGCAUUGCUGGGAGGAAACAUAGACGUUGAAUUACCCAUUGCAAGAACAGUGUCUUACUGAAAUGUAUUCUUAUCCUCACCUGCUGUACCCCAGCUCUUCCCUUAUCACCAAACUGAGAGGGGAUGUCAGCGUAUACCUACACUCCCUGUUUUGGGGUGCGGGGAAGGCAGGCAGACAGGGUCGUUUGUGCUCUGUUGCUACAGGUCUGCAUCCUGCCAAAGUCAUUCUCGUCCUCAGCUAAGAGUGACACUUGCGGGGUAUUUGAUGGAAGUGAUGGGAAGAAGAAAAUAGGAAGAAACAGUGUAUAGUGAGGAAUACAGAAGAAAGGAAGAAAUAACUAGAACCUGAAAUGGAGAAGAGCCUUGAAGGGGAUAAUCUCUCUGCAAAAUAUUUAUCUUUUUAAAACAUUUCACUGAUUCUGCUUAGCUGCUGGCAACAGCCUUAUGAACCUUCUCCAAACCCCUCGCCCUGUGCCUGGUGCUUAUAACCUUAUGCUACAGUCUCAGCAGAACGCAAUGAGUGAGUUUGUCCACUUGGUUGCCUCAGCCUAGAGAGGAGCAGGCUUGGGAAGUCCUGUUCCGCACGAAAAUAAAUUUGAAACAAAACAAAACAAAACCCCUUGUAGAGAAAGCGGGAUGGGGAGCAGCAGCCUCCCGGGAUGCUGGACCCGGUGCGCUCCCCCGGGGCUGCAUUCCCCAGCGCCCUUUGAGGCCCCUUCAGCUCUAUAAAUGCCAUUUGCAUCGGGAUAGGAUGUAACAAGAGCUGUAAAUCACUGACGGCGGAAUGAACUCCUCCUCGGGCAGACACGACGGAGCCGAACCUCCCCGAGCUGUGGCGAUGUGUGAACGGAGAAGCCGUGCUCCCAGACACCCUCCUUCCCGGCAUCUCUGACACACGGCACAAUGACCAAGGCCCCUUUCUCUGUGGAGUGGUUGUCCCAGAGCAGCCAGGCCCUCAGGAGCCCCGCCGAGGCCUCCCCGCACCGAGCAUCCUCCGCGGACCCCCGCUCCGGCUUGAGCGAAGGGAGCACGGAGCAGCCCGCCGGCUCGCGGGCCGGGGGGGGAGGCGGCAGCAAGGACGGCUCGGCGGAGCGCCCCGCCGCAGGAGCAGAGCAGCCCCCGCCGGAGGGCACCGCGGAGUGCUCGGUCCCCGAGGAGCCCGGCGGCAGGGGCGGGCGGCGGCUGCGCACGGCCUUCAGUGCGGAGCAGCUCAGCACCCUGGAGAGCUCCUUCCAGAGGCAGCAGUACCUGGGCGCGGCCGAGCGCCGCCGGCUGGCGGGCAGGAUGCGGCUCUCGGAGGUGCAGAUCAAGACCUGGUUUCAGAACCGCCGGAUGAAGCUCAAACGGCAGCUGCAGGAGCUGAGGACGGAGCCCUUCUGCAGCCCCCCUCUCCCUUAUGGACCUCAGGGCGCUGUUCUGCCGUUGCCGCUCACGUACGUGGCCCAGGCACCGCCCCUGCCCCAGCCCGGGGCCGCCUCGAGGAGCUUCGCCUUGGCCGCUCUGCCGGCACCUGCCCUGGACCUCAGCAGCGCCUGCAGAGCGGAGCCCGUGGGCUUUUGGGCGGCACCCUACUUCGCAGGGUACAGGGAUCCCAGAGCCUUCUUGCUGGGGGUCUGACCCUCUGACACGGACUAUGACUGAGGAAGAUUUGCACUACUGAUGGCUGUCUGGGCUGCCCUUGGCUGGAUCUGCCUGGUGGAGUUACGAUGCAGCACGGAGCAAAAACAGAGGCAUAAGGACAAUCUGAAUCGUGGGCAUCGGGCCCCUGCGUUUGUAGGGAACUGUGUAAAACAAAACAAACAAAAACCAGUGAGGUAAAUACUAAUAUAAUUGGAAUAUUUUAAUAAACCUGAACUUUUUCCAGCUUUCCUGUGAAUUCCUUCCACAAGUAUUGUAGAGCUAUUUAUCGUGCCCUAAAAGAGAGCUCCUCUUCAUUAAAGGAGGCAUAGACGACUCCUGCUCUAGAUCUGUUCUCGCCCCUGCAAUUUGCUGAAGGUGAGUGCAAAACUAAUCAUGGAUUUCCUCUCAAGCCGGAAUCCAAUCCCUUCAGCCAUGUCCUAGGUGGCACUUUCUCUGAUGGGGCUGUGCUUUUAACCAACUUUGUGGACACAUGUAUCUUAACUGUUUUCAUGCGCAGCCUCAGUAGAUUAGCAAGGGGCUCCUGCCUAAAGAGACCUGGGAGGAGACUUCUUGUCUAAAGAGAUCAAGCCUUGAAAUUUCUUAUCAAAAAAACAGUAUCUUGCAUCCAUCUCGCAUGCACCUAGUGGGGUAUGAGGGUAAUGCUCGAAAGAAAUGCAGCGUUCCAAAGCUGGUUUUCCCGAGGUGGUAGUAAAUUUUGUUACCAUUCUGCUGUGCACUUUUAAAAUUUGAAUAAUGCUCUAGAAAAUUUUAAGCUCAAUAUGGCCUGAAUUCAGGCUAGAGAAAGGGCUCUGGGAGAUAAACCUUGACUGAUGUAAGUUGUCAUAAAUCUUUCAAAGGCAACUGUCAAGUAACAUGAAAAGAGCAGUAAAGAUUUCCAUCACUUUAGAGCUGAUCUCGGAGGUUAUAGGGGUUAUUAAAAUAUUUCCUGCGCAUUUGUAACCUGGGCUCACGUAAUGAAUGAUCCGAAGGUUCUGUGUCAGUCACCCUUGAACACACCCAUUUAUUUUCUUUUCUAUGCAGGGGACAGUAUGCCACUUGAGUACACUUACCGGUUAAAAAGCAACAUUAGGCGCCUCUGAAGGCUAUGGCCUUUUUUCUGAGUGGCUGUCACUUUUGGAAGUCUUGCUAAUUAUUUUGUAAUCCAGGCUAUAUUUUUUUAGCUUUUUGAGGCAUUAGUAUUUGUUCGCAAUUGCACAAUUAAUGUGUGUUUAAUGCAAGAGUUUUAGAACACAAAUAAGGGCUCAGGUGCUAUCAGUAUCGCUGAGAUUGUUUCAGAAAUAUGGUGUAGUUCGGGAUUAAGGAAAUUUGUUGACACGAAAUAAAAAUUCCCACUGCAUGGAGGCUUGUUUCUCAAAGUCAGAUAUUACUAAAAUUUUUAUUGUUAAAAAAAAAAAUCCUCAUUUCACUGCUCUUUCAAAUGCCAUCAGGGAAGUGGGAUGUUUCCAAAACGAGCUCUGCAGCGCUAAAUAUUUUCUGUGCUCGCAAGCAGUGACAUUUUUUAAAUGGCAAAACAGCAACGGUCAAAAAGCCCAAAACUUACUCUCGAAACUCGAUUUGGCUAUCCCAUUUCCAAGAUCUCCUUAUAGUCUUGUACGGCCACAGAGGAUCCCACCUCUCCAAAAACUUUGUUUACCCAGGAAUAGGAACAGUGCUAUUAUAUUAUUAUUACCUCGUGCUAUUAUAGGCCCAAACCGGCAGUAUUGGAGCCUGUGGAGAAGGGGGGACACAACCCCCCGAGGGCUGCCCCCAGCGCUGCGGGAGCGCCCCAGUCCCGCACCAAAUGCGGAGCGAAGGGAGAAAGGGAAGCGCGGACGGGCCCCAUCGCAGCUGGGCCCAGCGGAAACGAGAGAUCAAAGGCCUGGGGAGAGAGAGGGAGAACAAAGUGCUGCCACCCGCGGAGGGGAGAUGCUUCCCUGGGGACGGGGUUUGUGCGGGAGCAGUGUUCUCCUCCCACAGGGAGAGUUGUAAGGGAGAGGCAAGAGAACACCUUGUCGGGGUCUCCAAAUCUUCGGGGGGGUCUGUCUGUCCCGCGCUCCCCCGGAUCCGCCGCCCCGUCCGCGCAGCCGAGCUGAGCCGCGCGGUGCGGUGGGACGGGAGGGCACAGGGCCGGCCCGGCGCUGCCUCCGUCCCGCGGCAAAGCCCUGGAGCGAGCCAGAGGCAACGGGAGCUGCCGGGACAACGCACAGUGCUGCAGCCUUUGCACAAGCUAAGCCCGCGGGGGCUGCGGGGACCACAUUAGGACGAGCGGGGCCGAGGGGUCCUGUAGCCUUAAGGCAGGCGAGUUUCAUUCUAGGACCGCGAGGUUGCUCGGGGUGCCCUCCCUUAAGCCCAUGAGCUGCGGAACCGCUGGCGAGGGAGAAGUCAGGCUCUGUUUAAAAAGGUGCUAAUGAUCACUUAACAUAAUGAGUCCUUGGUCACUGUAUGCUCAACAAGCACACGAAAUAUCUUUCCAGUGUUUUAGCAACGCUGCCUUGUAAAUAUUGCCGCGUCUCCCGACAAUUUCUCGCAUAAAGGCGAGCGGCGAUGCUCUCUUGGCUGAAUUCCCGAUAGCAGCGGAUUCCUCCGAAUACCUACAUGAUCGUUCCUCUUCCACGUGCAAAGCCGCCGUUCUAUAGAAGGUACCUACCACAUUCCAAUGGCCUAGGAAACUAUGUGAAAUAAUUUCUUUUUUUUUGCUGAAGCGGUACAAUUCUGUUACUAAAACGUUGUUGUAAACUCUCCCUUUGAUCUGGGAGAAAGAAACUUAAACAGUCCUUCAUGUUUUACUCCUGCUAGGGCACAUUUCUUAUCCGCUGCCCUUUAUCUCGGGCUGCAAUAAAGGUACACCGGUGCAGGACUCCCGCACCCCGGCGGUGCCUCGCUGAGAGGCAAAGCGACCGUGCCCCGUCCCCGCAGCCGCUGCUGAGAGCCCCCUUCGCUCCCAGCGCCCCCCUUUGUGUCUUUAAUCACAUCGCAAUAACCAUCAGUACCGGAAUGCUCUCCGGCAAGACAAAGCGAGGUCUGCAAGUCAGCUAUAAAUGGCAAAAGCUGAGCUGAUUAGCCGGGGAGGAGCAGUUCGGUGCUUGUGCGGUGAAGCUGCUGGAGCUCCGGGCCUGGCGGCUUUCGAGGAAGAGGCUGUAUAACCUGGAAACUGGGCUCCCCGGGGAGAGAAAGGAGGUGGGAGGGGAAAAGUGCCAGAGUACUAACUUCAAAGCCUUUCUCCCCUGCAGUGUGUGCGCGGAGGGGGAGAAACAUGAUUGAAUUAGCGCAGCGGUAAUGGCCGGGAGCCGCCUGCAGCCCGCGCUCGUUAGCGCCUGUCCCAAUUUGGCCAGGGCAGCCAACGGGGGACUGGGAAUAGGGUCGGGGUAUUCCCCCCCUGCAGCUCCCAGACACCGUGGAGCCACUCCAGGGACCUCUUUACA
Cuculus canorus (common cuckoo) is the source of this 9242-nucleotide messenger RNA. Its product is annotated as homeobox protein MSX-2-like. The transcript is spliced from 6 exons. Gene Ontology annotation, biological process: regulation of transcription by RNA polymerase II. NCBI's taxonomy places the organism in Eukaryota, Metazoa, Chordata, Aves, Cuculiformes, Cuculidae. The record is from RefSeq and is a predicted model, not a curated record. Gene Ontology annotation, molecular function: DNA-binding transcription factor activity, RNA polymerase II-specific; RNA polymerase II cis-regulatory region sequence-specific DNA binding. Bases 5104 to 5817 code for a protein of 237 amino acids.